Molecule: messenger RNA, 1321 nt
Organism: Oryza sativa Japonica Group (Japanese rice)
Lineage: Eukaryota; Viridiplantae; Streptophyta; Magnoliopsida; Poales; Poaceae
Source: RefSeq, a predicted model, not a curated record
UUAAAACUGCCUACAUAUCAGGCUCGAUCUCAAAAUUGACUUUACUUGUAAAUUACACUAUUAGCGCCAGCUGUUUCAUACAUAGUUCAACACAUCUUAAAAGUUAAAACCAAUUUCGAUCAGAACGAAAAACCGUAAGCUACUAAUAGUACAUUGUUCAGAAAUCAGAGUUGACAUAUGAACCCUUUUUAAGUGCACGAGGAACCCUGUGAAUGAAGCACAUAUAUCAAAGCUAGCACAAACGUCAAAUCAUCAAUAGCUUAUCAUGGCAGCAGCGUCCGGCAAUCAGCUGACCGAGAGCCGGACGCACUUCGCCCAUCCACAGCACCCGCUUCUCAAGACACAGUACGGCGGCGGCGAGCGGCAGCCGAGCAGCCGCCACGUCUGCCGCAUCUGCGGGACUCGCGUCGUCGCCGGCGCCGGCUACCGCUGCGACCACUGCGACUUCGACAUCCACGAGGCCUGCGCCGACUUCUUCCCGGAGAAAAUGAUAACUCCACCUCCCAACUUCUUCGGGCAUCCGUGGUCGCACAACCUCGCGCUCAGACAGGUCACGGCGGCGGAUGGAUCGUGGCCGUGCACCCUGUGCCGGGGGCCCUUCCAGCACGGCCACCUCGCCUACCGCUGCGGCGCGCGGAGGUGCGGGUUCGCCGCGCACCCGCUGUGCACGAUGCUGCCGGGAGAGAUCCGCAGCCCGCUCCACCGGAAGCACGCGCUCACCCACACCGAGCUCAUGCUCAUCCCGUCCGGCCCGUGCACACCCGCCGAGAUGGCCCGGGUCUGCUCCGUCUGCCGCCGAGACUGCUCCACCGUGCGCACGCGGCACUACCGCUGCGCCGCCUAGCUGCAUGUUCGUGCUCCACAUCGGCGGCUGCGUUUCCGGCGUCCCGCCGCCGCCGGCGCCGGCCGGCGAGGACCAGGGUAGCAGUGGUCCUGACGGCGCGAGGGGUUCGUGCGGCGGAGCUGCUGCUGCUCCAGCCCCCGCCGUCGCGAGGUUUCUCGUCGUGGUCGCGGAGCAGCAGCUGGCGGCGGAUUUCCCGGCUGCCAAUGGCAUGGUGGCGGUCAUUAACGCCCUGCAAGCUUCGUUGAGCUCGAACGAUUAAUUACUGGUACAGCUAGCCAGCUGAACUUUCGUCCGAGCGAUUUGUCAGUUACGUAUACUACAAUUCGUUUAUGACAAUGUUUAAAUCAAGUUAUUGAGUUAUUGAGUUUAAAAAUUUAAAAAUUAUAUAAAUAGGUUUACCUUGAAAAAUACUUUACUAGAAGUAUACAUAUAUCACUUUUCAAUAGAUACUUUUGUAGAAACAAGAAGUCAAAGUUG